This is a messenger RNA of Closterium sp. NIES-67, 369 nucleotides long. Lineage: Eukaryota; Viridiplantae; Streptophyta; Zygnematophyceae; Desmidiales; Closteriaceae. The record is from the annotation of a GenBank genome assembly.
AUAGAGCAGGCAAGAGGGGAGAGGAGGGAGGGGCUCUGUUGGGCAGUGUUGGAAGGACGCGUGCAGCAGGAGUGACGAGGAGGGAGAGAGGAUGGCAGGCCAGCUGGCGAUAGGUGGUAACCAGCAGCACACGGUGGCGAAAUGGCGGGUGUUCAAGACAGCGAAACGAACCCAACCCAACCCAACCCUAUAUUUUGCUCAGCAGGCAGACCUGUAUUUCCUCAUCGCAAGCUUCUCGCCCAAACCCGUACAGGUCAUAUGCCCUGAGAGCGACUUCCUUUUACGCCCGGGAGUAUCUCAUAGGCAUUUUAUCCUUAAGGACCUCUCCUUGUAAGCAAAGUGUACCCGUGUCAUGUGAACAGUUCUCAU